CGGAGAAUAACAAAUCCAAGCCGGAAGAGCCGCGAAAACGGCGCGCCAAGAAGCUAACCAAGGAAGAAGUGGAUCCAUAUCUUCUCAACGUCGAACCCAAAAAGUUUCGUGUAAUGCAAGAUGAGAAGCGUUUCUCGGCGAAGGGUUUUGUAAAGUGCUCCAGGAACCGAACGAUCGAGUAUCUCUACCAAGACCAUAUUCCGCCGAAUCUAUGGCGCCACGCACCAAUAGUGGAUCCGGACAAUCCCAACGAUUUGGACGAGAAGAAGCAGUACAAGAUGUUCACUUACCACGUAGAGCAUCGGUAUAACACCCUUCUGCCGGAUAUCCCAUUUGAGCGGUUGAAUCUGAUCAAGGAGUAUGUCCACACGAAUCACGUCAACACCGCGGAGAUCCUGAGCGAGCACCAAACGACAAAGGACUAUCUGGAUGAGUACAUUGCCUUAGAGAAUCAAAUGCUGGCGUCCCGGUACGGAGCCACAGUCAGAACCAGGAGAAGAAUGGACAACAGUUCAGUUGAAGCGGAAAAAAGAACUCGCCAAGAAACCUCAGACCCAGAUUCCGCUAAGAGGGUGCGACUCGAGGAGUCUGUAACAGAUGCAACACCAAUGGAUGAAGGAGAAACUUUAAAUCAAUCCGACCUAAUAGAUCAGUCGUUGGCCACCGGAGAAAUGUUGCAGAAUCAAAUCUCCGUCGACUCUGGCUUGGGAGAAUCCCUAAAUUGUAGCCAAGAGGACAGUGCCAUAAACACCACGCAGGACGAUAGCCAAGUAGAGAGUUCUACCUUGUGCGAGAGUCAGGUGGAAAAUGCAGCACUUAGUAGCACCUUGGCCAUCAACGAGUCCAGUAUUCUGGAGAGUACAAGGAUCGAUCUACCGCCGGCGAAAGAAGGUUCUUUCGAGGACCUAAUCCAAGUCGAUUCCGGGAUUGGACUGGAUGAUACACACCUUCCGACAGGCCAAUGUUUUGACGAUGAGGGUGUUGUUCUUUCAGAUUUUGAAGAUCACCGCCUGCUCUCGCCAAAGGUUUUGCUUAGGGAUAUUAUGCGCGGAGUGCCCGACAAGGAGAACAUAAGUGUUGUUGUCGGGGAGGAAGUGACGGAAAUCAGCCGGAUCGAGAGGCAAGCGGAAGAUGUGGAUAUAAUUACCGUAAAUGCCGAGGAGACGGUGAAUGUGCCCAGGGAAGUCUGCUACACCAUUGAGCGCAAUAUUUUGGGAAUUCCGCAGAAGCAUUUAAGGAAAAGGAUCCUUUUCAAACUCCCCAAUGAGUAUGAACUAUUUAAAAAAGCGCGUCUGCCAAGCAAGAAAGAGGCAGUUCCGAAGCCUCCCACCAUCCCCAGAGUGCUGAACUUCAAAACAGAUCCGGAAGAAAGACCCGAAGCAGACGGAGAAAUGCCUGCCUCUCCUCUUAGCCUAGAGUUUGACAUCGAUAUGAACUUUCUGGGCUUCCGAAGACACACUUUGGACUCUGGGUUCGACAUUGACACCAUAAGAGCAUGGUCAGCGACAGUAUCAACGAUAGGAGAAGCGCCUCUUGAUGUUGAAAACGUUUCUGGGGGCCAGGAAGGACGAGAGGUUGCUGCACCACAUAACCCAGAUGUCGUGGAUGCUGCUGGUGAACCGUCUGAAAUGGAAAUCGCAAAUAAUACUUCGGUCGCAGGGGAAAAUAGUAUGGAAGAAUCACAGUUGGAAACUACUUCAAAUUCUGAGCUACAGACUACGACUAUGGAAAAUACAGCCGUUGGAAUGGAGAGCGGCUUAGGAGUGUCACUGACCUCUGAUCACAGCACCACAAUGGAGGCUACAUCCGUUGGAAUGGAGAGCGGCCCAGGAGUGUCACUGAGUUCUGAUCUCAGCACGACAAUGGAGGCUACAACCGUUGGAAUGGAGAGCGACUUAGGAGUGUCACUAAGCUCUGAUCUCAGCACGACAAUGGAGGCUACAGCCGUUGGAAUGGAGAGCGGCUUAGGAGUUUCACUGAGUUCUGAUCUCAGCACGACAAUGGAGGACAGCGCGGUAGAUCAAACUCAGGGCAGCAGCUCCCUCAACGAUUCGGAACUUGACCAGGUAUCAGGUGACACUAUCACCUUGUUAGACGAAUCAAUCAUAAUGGACGAAGCACCGGCAACAAAGUCGCGUGCGGAUAAAACAGAUGGCAGGGGGCCCAAGUGGAAGAUAGCUCAAGCAGAGGAUUCAGAGGAUAAUUCAGAAGAUGAGCCUCCCAUAACGGAUUUAUCGAUUCUAGCCUGGCAUAGGCGACUUGUUCCAGCUUUGGAAGCUGCACACGAAAGGCAAAACUUUAACAUCAAAGAUGUGGGAACUGAAAUCCUGGAAGUGUGUCAAAGGGGCAACGGCACAGCCACGUUAAAAGAUGUAAUGAAGGAUAAGGAUCCUACUAUCAUGUGCCGCUAUAUGUUGGCUUCCCUAGUACUGACGAAUCAUGGAAAUGUGUCCUUGAGUUUUGGCGGCCCAAAAAGAGGGUGUGAGCCCUUGGAUAUGUCCCAGUUUUGUAUGGAGCUAAAGAGCAUGAAACGAAUAGAAGUUCACCCGGAGGAUGAUGUGGGCAACAUCAAACCAGUGCAGAUAAGACCUGUUAAGGUGUUAAAUUCCAGUUCACAUAGGAAAGCGAAACGGAAGUCCACAGAAAUGGAGAGUCCACAGGUGUUAAGCAAAACGGUGCGAUUGAUCCAGCCCAUUCCGAAAGUUCCCCAAUCGCCCGCAGACACAGAUUCUGGGAUAUCUUCAAUGUCUUCCCUAACAACUUCGUCCCGUCCCGCCUAACAGUCUUUGUUUUCUACCGCGAUCCAUGUGUAUUAACCCGAAUCCCAGUCGAAUGUCCCCUUAAUGUCCAAUAGAUGCCAUAGCAUUUAACAAACGAUAUUGUGUCCCUUACAGAACCCGCAAACAAUUCACUUUUCCCAACUGUAUUGCACGAUCAAGAGGCUGCGGUAGACGAGAGGCCCUCUGCAAUUUUCCCCAAUCCUAGAUUAUUUUAUACUUUUAUUGGAAUUGUACAAAUCUUAUUACGAUUAUUUUCAACGGACGAGGGGAAUUAUUUUUAUGACACUCUUCAAUUCUGCCCAAUAAUAGAUUUACUUUUACAUUUUAAAUAAUUUUGUACAAAUCUUAGGAUUAUUUUUAACUGACUUGCAAUCGUAAACUUUGUGAAUAAGCCCACAUGAACAUAAUAUUAGUAUAGAAUAGGCCAACAGUAUUAUUUAAGCUCCUGUUUUUUCUGGAAACACCUCUCAUGGUUCAUCCUGCAUUACUAUUUGGUUUCCUUAUUUUCAUUAUAUUCUUUUUUAGUUAAUAUUUUCAUAUUUCUUUCGAUUUU
Messenger RNA from Drosophila bipectinata, 3333 nucleotides. It is a transcript of the gene Cap-H2, whose product is annotated as Chromosome associated protein H2. Gene Ontology annotation, cellular component: condensin complex; nucleus. Gene Ontology annotation, molecular function: chromatin binding. Lineage: Eukaryota; Metazoa; Arthropoda; Insecta; Diptera; Drosophilidae. Gene Ontology annotation, biological process: meiotic chromosome condensation; mitotic sister chromatid separation. The record is from RefSeq and is a predicted model, not a curated record.